UAAAUUGCAAGAUUCCAAUUUCGGUAUUGUAAUAUCGAAAUAUCGAUAUUUCGGUAUCUGAAUACCUGUUAUUUCGGUAUUUUAAUACCGAAAUAUCGGUAUUUCGAGAUCUCGAAAUAUCGAGAUUACAUGCCCUAGUCACAACGCACAGUGGGCCAGAUUUAAUAAAUUUUGGCCAAAAAUACAUAGGAGCCGAAUUUGAAGAAAACAUAAUUAGAUUUUGGUGUACAACAAUAAUCUAAGGCAUAUAUUGUAUGUGGAAAUUUUUAGUAGUCACAUGACACACCCCCAGUGGGUGUGGCUCUCGGCGACUUUCUGGUUUUAACGAUACCAUGUCAUGUGAUAUAUCAUUUUUCUCAGGUCGACGAGGGGACCUCGACAGAAGCAAUACAAUUUUAACACCACACCCCCAGUGGGUGUGGCUUUAAGCAAAUUGUCGAUUUUAGCAAAAACAUGUCAUGUAACAUCAUGUAACAUCAUUUUUCUCAGCUCGACAAGGGGGUUUCGGCGAAAUACCUAACAUUGGGAAAACGCUCCCUCAGUGGGUGUGGUUAUCAGGAAAUGCUCGGGGUGUGGUUCCCAGAAAGUUUUCGAUUUUAAUAAAACCAUGCCAUGUGCUAUAUAGUUUUUAUCAGCUCAUCAAGGGGGUUUCGACGGAAUACCUAAAAUUAGCGUUCAGCUACUUUUCGAUUUUAACUAAAUUAUGUCAUGUCAUGUAAUACAUCAUAUCUCGUAAUUUAACGAGGGGAUUUGGAUAAAAUAAUUUGAAUUGCAUUACGCAAGCUAAGAAAACCCCUUGAUUACUUCCGGUUCCUCCACAACUUAACGGUAUUUCAGGCAACCCAAAUUUCGGAGGGUUUCCUGGUGCACCCUGCCAUUCAUCCAAACGUUGGGUUAUUUUAAUAAUUUUUUCCACAAAUGAAGACACACGUCUGGGGGACAUUUUCAGAAAAAAUUAGUACCGAGAACACAACAGCAAAAAAGUUUCAGAAACUGGUUUGAAAUUUUUUUGAGUCAUCAGAAACUUUAUGGCCACCAUGUAUGUAGAAUUUGUCAAAGCUUGCAUUGCUGUACAUAUCAAUUUUGAUUACAUUGAUCAGCCUCCUCAAAGUGUAAAUUUUAUGGAAAACAUGAGAUGACUUAUCUUCCAUUGGAUUGGGGAAUAAUUUUACCUACCUCGUUCAUUCACAUAUCUGUAUUUAUAAACUGAGGUUGACGCUGCUCAUUUUUAUACCUAAACCCACCUAAAUUUUGUGUUGAAUUGAUUUUCAAUAAUUUUUGGAUUAAGCUUAACUAUGACAUCCAAAACAUCGAACAACAUCCUUGUCAUAAUUAUUGACGAAAAUUUCGACGAACUAACAACUUUAUUGGAUGUGAACGAUUCUCUGUUAAGCUAUCUCGAAGUGAAGAGCAUAAUCACUGAUGAAACCGUGGAUUUGUUGCGCAAGAUUAACGGGAAAGUAAAUAAGGCACACAGGUUGCUUACAAUUCUUCGUAAUUUAAGGACUGACGAAGACCUACCAGUAAUUAUGCACGCUCUCGGAGAUGACGUUAGCUGCAACAAAAGAGCUUUCCAAAUAUUCCAACCAUACCUACCAGUCAACGACGCGAAUAAAGGUGAUGACUUGCAAUUUUCAGACUUACACUUAAAGAUAAACGAACAUUUGGUGGACACGAUGGAAACUUGGAUGGAGUUAGAAGUGCCAAACUCGUCAAGAACAACUACAUCGUCCGCAGAAUGCGACCACUGGAACUACAAUGUCACCAAAUUUCUUGGGGUUGGCUCUUUUGGUGUGGUUUUUCAAAUCAGAGAAACGUCUACUCGGUUGAACUCCGACCGGGUGGACGCAGCACUUAAGAUAGUAGUUGGACAGACAAGAGAUGUGACUGAGUUUAAGAAUACAGUGGAGCGAGAAUGCCAAAUAAUGGACGCUACAAAUUCAACUCCCCACGAAAAUGUGGUUACUAUUUUGGCCCAUAAACUUCUUGAACCUGGAGGUCCAAACAUCAUCGACGAAUACAUGCAGGCUACCAAUACUACUUUAGAACAUGGGAAACGACUUUGUUGUUUCGCCCUGACAGAUAACUUAGCCCACGGACAUCCUGCCAUAAUAAUUAAAAUGGAACUAUGUGGUCCAACCCUGCAGACAUGGUUACUCAAAAACGAUAAAAAACCUGAACAAGUUAGCAAUGUCGAUAUAGACUUUACGCUGCGCAAACAAAUUACACUUGGGAUGAUUUCUGGCCUAAAAUUUCUCCAUUCCAAGAAUAUUCUGCACCGAGAUUUGAAACCUGAAAAUAUUUAUUUUUCCCACGUCAAGGACUCUGACGAUUUGUUCCAAUGCCCUAUAAAACUUGGAGACUUUGGGCAAUGCCGUAAAGUCCCGGGUGAUGCCACCAUGACACAAACGGCUCAAGUAUGGUCGGAACAGUACCGAGCUAGAGAAGCUAAAGAAUUCGAUGAACUAGGGAACCUCCGGUACGGGCCGAAUGCUGAUUGGUUUUCUGUGGGACUUAUUAUUUUUGAAAUGUUCCACCUGAUUCCCAAGACAGUGCUCAAGACAAAAUUUGCUGACCUAAUUGGAAAAAAGGGUGUUGGUCUGGUAAACGAUUUUCCUGACAUGCCAAAUCUGAAAGAUAUCAUAAUCGGUUUAACCAGAAAAAUGUCUGACGCUAGGGUGCCAACCAUCAACAAAAUUCGUGACGAUAAUUUUGUUAUGUUUUAAUAUCACUUUAACAGUUCCUGUUUAUGCUCAAAAGUUAGAAAGACCAAAUGCCAUCAGUAUAAUAUAAAUAUUGCAUUAGAAACAACCACUGGUAAAUAUGUAUCAGUUUAAUAAUUUUCCGCGAAUACGUUACUUUCAACAUAAGUUAUCCAAUUUAAGCUACAACAUUAUACAUACAUAGUUUUAUUCAAAUUGAAAAAUAAAUUUGGUAAAAUUUAA
This is a messenger RNA of Folsomia candida, 2945 nucleotides long. Its product is annotated as serine/threonine-protein kinase BUR1. Bases 1296 to 2726 code for a protein of 476 amino acids. Gene Ontology annotation, biological process: protein phosphorylation. Gene Ontology annotation, molecular function: ATP binding; protein kinase activity. The record is from RefSeq and is a predicted model, not a curated record. The transcript is spliced from 5 exons. Lineage: Eukaryota; Metazoa; Arthropoda; Collembola; Entomobryomorpha; Isotomidae.